Ricinus communis (castor bean) is the source of this 1681-nucleotide messenger RNA. RefSeq names its product glycerophosphodiester phosphodiesterase GDPD6. Lineage: Eukaryota; Viridiplantae; Streptophyta; Magnoliopsida; Malpighiales; Euphorbiaceae. The coding region runs from base 328 to 1509 and encodes 393 amino acids. The record is from RefSeq and is a predicted model, not a curated record. Gene Ontology annotation, cellular component: vacuole. Gene Ontology annotation, biological process: lipid metabolic process. Gene Ontology annotation, molecular function: glycerophosphodiester phosphodiesterase activity. The transcript is spliced from 8 exons.
UUUAUCAGUUUGAAGCUUUAAAUACGCUAAACGAAAAAAAGCAUUAUCUAAAAGGAAUAUUCCUGAUUACUAAUAGAUCCACGGCUAAGAAUCCUCAAAUCCCACCAUAAAUUGCAUCAUCGUUGUUAGCUACUACCAUAUAAAGCUGAAACCUUUUGAUUUCUGAUCAAAAGAAAACAAAAACUAUAAGUGCAUUUUGACUUGUAGAAACAGCUCAUAACUAGGAAAGCCAGUUUAAAAGUAGUCAAGACCCAGAAAGGAAGAGGCAUAGAAAGACAGAGAAAGAGUAAAGUAGAGGGGUUUUAGAGAGAAGCUGUGGGAAGAAUCAUGGCUUUAACAUGUUUUAUCACAAUUAUACUUCUAUCUUUCAUAUUUGUGUGCUCUGGAAGGCCCAUCUAUCCUCUUCCUAGUAAAAUAAGCCAUGGUAAUAGACAGCCUUUACAGACUUCUCGUCCAUAUAAUAUUGCACAUCGAGGAUCAAAUGGAGAAAUCCCUGAAGAAACUGCUGCUGCUUACAUGAGAGCCAUUGAAGAAGGAGCAGAUUUUAUAGAAACAGAUAUCCUAUCCUCCAAAGAUGGUGUUCUGAUAUGCUUCCAUGAUGUUACCCUUGAUGACACAACUGAUAUUGCACAGCAUAAGGAGUUUGCAGAUCGUAAAAGGACCUAUGAGGUUCAAGGGGUCAAUACCACUGGCUUUUUUACUGUGGAUUUUACUUUCAAAGAGCUGAAGAAAUUGCGAGUGAAGCAGAGAUACUCAUUCCGGGACCAACAAUAUAAUGGAAAGUUUCCUAUUAUCACUUUUGAAGAGUUCAUAUCAAUUGCACUGGAUGCACAGAGGGUUAUUGGGAUUUACCCAGAGAUCAAAAAUCCUGUACUUAUCAACCAGCACGUGAAAUGGCCUGGUGGUAAGCGAUUUGAGGAUGUGUUUGUUGAGACGCUCAGGAAGUAUGGUUACAAAGGUUCUUACAUGUCAAAGGAUUGGCUGAAGCAACCUGUAUUUAUCCAAUCCUUUGCUCCAACUUCCCUUGUGUAUAUAUCGAAUCUAACAGACUCGCCCAAAAUAUUCUUGAUUGAUGAUGUUACCAUUCCAACUCAAGACACUGAUCAGUCAUACUGGGAAAUCACUUCUGAUGCUUAUCUAGACUACGUUAAGGAAUAUGUGGUCGGUAUUGGACCGUGGAAGGAUACAGUGGUUCCUGUAGUAAAUAAUUAUUUGCAAGAACCUACAGAUCUUGUUGCCAGAGCACAUUCCCAUGACCUACAGGUGCACCCCUACACUUACCGGAAUGAGGAUAAGUUCUUACACUACAACUUCCAUCAAGACCCACAUGAAGAAUACGAUUUUUGGCUUAACAAGAUAGGAAUUGAUGGACUCUUUACAGACUUUACAGAGAGCCUCCAUCAUUUUCAGGAAUUGACUUCGCCACUCUCUAAAGACGACAGAGACGAUAAAAGUGCAUCCAACUUGUUGCAUGAAAUAGCAUUGUUGAUAUCUUCACAUAAAAAUUGAUGAGAAAACUGGCUUUAUUCGUUGUCAUCUUUAGGCACAAUUUCUUCAAGCAACAGUUGUUCAUAAAUAGUAGCUUCAGGCUUCUGCAUAUUGGUUUCCACGGUGAGAAUAAUUGAUGUAGUUUGAUGAUGUUUUUCAAUUAAAUAUUGCCCAAGUUCUCUGCUUUGAUGUU